Molecule: messenger RNA, 1676 nt
Organism: Cryptomeria japonica (Japanese cedar)
Lineage: Eukaryota; Viridiplantae; Streptophyta; Pinopsida; Cupressales; Cupressaceae
Product: probable choline kinase 2
Exons: 7
Coding region: 276-1307 (343 amino acids)
Biological process (GO): phosphatidylcholine biosynthetic process; phosphatidylethanolamine biosynthetic process
Cellular component (GO): cytoplasm
Molecular function (GO): choline kinase activity; ethanolamine kinase activity
Source: RefSeq, a predicted model, not a curated record
CCUUGAGGAAAAGGUGUUUAUCAAAUCCCUUGGAGCAUAUAACCUAACAAGAACAGAACUCUGCUUUUGGGACCUUUUUCUUCGCAUAUUCUUUGAUUCGCUGCAUAUAUUGAAGACAAUCGAAGUCCAUGUGUCACGCACGAACAUCCAGCGCGCUAUUCCGUACCUUUUCGUUUUCAAUAACGCUACAUCAAGAAUAGAUCUAUAUUUGCAGACAUGAAUUGAUUUCAGUUUGAAACAAGAACAGUAAUUUUUUUUUUCGAAAAUUAAGAACAAUGAAGACUGGAAACAAUAACGAAGAUGACAUACCAUCAGAAGCAUUCUCUCUGUUGCACAAGCUUGCAAGCGAGUGGGAAAAUGACGAAGCAAAUCCCAAGCAAAUAAUUUUAAAGCCUCUGAGUGGCUCAAUGACGAAUAGGGUUCUUGAAUGCCAAUGGAGGAGCCAAAAAGAAAACGGAGGAGACGAAGAAGAAGAUGAUUCCGGGAAGAAAGUUCUGGUGAGAAUUUACGGCCAUGGUGCCACUUUGCUGUUUGACAGGGAGUCAGAGGUUAAGGCAUUCGAGCGCAUGUCGCAGUUAGGUCAAGGGCCGAGGUUGCUGGGUCGAUUCCCUAAUGGCCGUCUCGAAGAGUUUCUCAACGCCAGGACACUUUCAGCACCAGAUUUGCGUGACCCAAGCAUUUCUCAAAAGAUAGCAGUCAAAUUGCAUGAGUUUCAUAAACUAGACAUAGAAGGAUCAUCACAUCCACGACUAUGGGACCGCCUCAGGGAUUGGCAGGAGAAGUCAAAAAGAUUGUCUAAACCAGAAAUAGUUGAGGAGUUCCAAUUGAAUGGAUUGCAAGCUGAGAUAACAAAAUUGAGAAGUGCCAUCUCAAAGCCUGGGGAAAGAGUUGGCUUUUGUCAUAAUGACUUGCAGUAUGGAAAUAUCAUGAUCAAUGAAAAAGAUGGCAACGUUACACUCAUUGAUUAUGAGUAUGCAACUUACAAUCCUGUGGCAUUUGACAUCGCAAAUCAUUUCUGUGAGAUGAUGGCAGACUACCAUACAGGAACACCACAUUUACUAGAUGAAAAGAAGUAUCCAGAUUUUUCAGAACGCUGGAGAUUUGUUGAGUCCUAUUUGAAAGGAUCAGGCGAUGAUGACAAGUGCAAUGUUGAGAAGCUAAUGGAGGACAUCGACCAUUAUGUGCUGGCAAGCCAUAUUCACUGGGGUCUUUGGGGAAUCUUAUAUGCAAAUGUGGCAGAAAUUGAUUUUGACUAUCUAGGAUACGCGAGGGAGAGAUUUAGGCUUUAUUACCAACAUUGUUUGUAGAAUGCAUGCAUUGUAAUAUUCAUUUAGUAUUGUUCCUCUAUAAUUGAGGAAGGCUAUGUAAAUAUAAUGAACCAUACCUAAAUUUAUAUUUUAGGUCAUUGUAAUGAAAGGUUUGAUUCUUCAAGUUCUUGUGGAACCUAAAUAUUUUUGAUAGGGUUUCCUCUUCCAUUUUGAUUUCAUUGGUGAGUUCGAAUAAUACACACUAGCAUCACAAAGGUGCUAUCUAUUAGCAAUUUAGUAUUAUGCUUUUGUCAAAUCUUAUUGAGAUUACUUGAAAAGUUUAUGUAACUAUACAAGGGUCAUCUUGCAAUUAAGGCAAGCCGGUAUUGAUGUUAUGGAAUACGAUUUCAUCAAAUAAUUUUGUUUUCA